GGCAAGCUUACAAAGCCAAGGCUCUGCACAGUGCAGCAUCGACACUGUGAUGCUGAAACAGCCAUCUGCUAACACGGUCGCUAUGUACUUUGUGAGAUGCUUCUUAUCAAGAGACAGUCUCUAACAGACCAACUCUCAUAUUUACCUACUGUGGGAAUACAGCUAUGAACAACUCCCAUGGAAUCUGUGGAAACCAACUCUGUAAUAGUGGACUUUAGAAGAUUCCAAUAAUAGGAGGGAAAUAUAAAGCUUUUUGAACAGAGUGUUCAGAAGGAAACACUGCAUCUUUGCGAGAUCUCAGUUACUUAGAAGGACAAUCACACACAGGUCAAAGCCAUUUACUAAACUUAAGGUGAAAGAAGAAAGGAGAGCUCAACUGGCAAAGCUGAAUAAACAAAAGGAGGAAAAGAAUAGGAGCAGCUGGACUUUUACUAUAAGCCAUUGUGAACAUUAGGAUUGGGAGAUUAAAGUAGUCAGAGGAAAAGGACAUUGUUAGGGAAGUUGGGAGACUUAAGAUUUGUGGCAGCAGGUUACAAGAAGCUAAGGUUAUUCUACUGUUAAACAUGUCUGACCAAGACAUUGAAGACUUUGAAGCAGACAGUAUGUCAGAUACCUCUCGGAUGAUCCCAGGCCUCCCACCCUAUAACAUGGAAGACCAACUCCUACCUAUGGAGUCUCGGAGCAGGUGGGGGUGCUGGAUGUGGACCCUGCUUGUUACUGGAGCUAACUUUGUGGCUUUCCUGGCAAACUUCAUCAUACUGUUUUUUAUAUUCACCAUUGUCCUGACGCCCACUAUUGUUGUGGUCUACUUUGGGUUUCAAUGUCACUCCAGGGUCCUGCAUUCUGACGCCUCGUACUGCAAAACCCUACUGGAUGACAACAGCUCCUCUGCUCUGAUAAUCCUGGGCUUCGUUAUGAUGUCUCCACUGAUUGUGCUGGCCAUGGCUGUGUACUGUGGCCUAGCCAGGAGACUGCGGCUCUUCAUGUGUUUCCAGCCCUACACACGGGCUCUGUAUAAGGGGGUGCGAUGGAGAUGGUACGAAGAGGGCGGAAUAUGUGGCUGUGCCAGAGAAUGGAAUAACCAUGUCAAAGCAUGGGUAUAAAUGUUCCACAGACUGAUACCAAGUUAUUAUUUCUCUUUGCCCUUCUGGAAAGACCCCUCCUUCGUUCCUAGUGCAUUAAUAAACUCAGGUCUUCUGCAAAGCUUUCUGGUUAGUUGCAAAGAACAGUUACCAGCUGCCAAAUCAACCCCUCUUUCCUUUUCCUUUAUGUCCUUGUUUAAUGGAGGUCAAUACAAAUAGUAUUUCUUGUCUGCUAUCAGGACCCUGAUAACAGCACCCAGAAAACUAUAUUUAUUCAUCCCAAUAUUACAGGUUGUCUAUAUGUAGUGUGCACUGGCUAUUUAUGCUUAUUAUUGAAGAGCCUACUCAUAGGAUUCUAUUGGUGUAUUGUAUUUUGUUAAUUGUGUACAGAACAUCACAACUGUGUUUGGGUGGCAGUAAGUAUCCAUUGGUAAUUACAUUGUUAGAGCCAUUAGGUGAUGUAUUAGCUGCAUUUACAGGGGAUAUGUCCUGCAGUGCUCACUGUAUGAAGUAGAUUUACUGUAUAUACAUCAUCUGCAGCAUGUAAAGCACUGUUCUCAACAAAGCACUGCACAUUUGCAUGUUAUUCACGGCAACUGGAAAGUGACAUCUGCUAAGGCAGCAGCAUCCUCUGGGUUAUGUUGUGGCACUGCCUUUAAAAUGCCUAAUAGUCGGGACUAUAAAUAAGAAUGAAAAUGUCUGUCUCUCUCUUUUUCUGUCUGUCUUGCCCUAUCUGUUUUCUAACACCAUUACAGUAUAUUCCACAAAAUAUACCCAGAGAGAAAGAAGGCAUCUUAACACGUAAUAAAGGUAUAUUGGUGUUUCAUUCUCUAUGUAAUUUAAUCUUAGCCAAGGGAAAUCAGUCCGUUAUCUGAAUGUUGUACAGUAACUGAUUUUUUGUACAUUUUUGCCUAAUUCUUAAAUGUAAUAAAUUUGCACUGUAUUAGGGAAAGAUUGGAAAACACUGUAUUAAGGAAAUAUUGGAAAACAAUAAAGAUAUCCUUAUCGCA
This is a messenger RNA of Xenopus tropicalis (tropical clawed frog), 2092 nucleotides long. It is a transcript of the gene tmem278, whose product is annotated as transmembrane protein 278. The transcript is spliced from 2 exons. Bases 564 to 1103 code for a protein of 179 amino acids. NCBI's taxonomy places the organism in Eukaryota, Metazoa, Chordata, Amphibia, Anura, Pipidae. The record is from RefSeq and is a predicted model, not a curated record.